AUGAGUCCAGAUGUGCCUCUGCUGAAUGAUUACAAGCAGGACUUCUUUCUGAAGCGCUUUCCACAGACUGUUCUUGGAGGCCCUCGACUCAGAUUAGGCUAUUGUGCCCCUCCUUACAUAUAUGUUAAUCAAAUUAUCCUUUUUCUAAUGCCGUGGGUUUGGGGUGGCAUAGGAACACUUUUGUAUCAGUUAUCCAUCCUGAAAGACUAUUAUACAGCAGCACUUUCAGGUGGAUUAAUGCUUUUGACUGCAAUUGUCAUCCAGUUCACAAGUUUAUAUGCCAGAAACAAAUCAGUGACGGUGGAAAGAAUACUAACCACAGAUAUCUUAGCAGAGGAAGAUGAGCAUGAGUUUACAAGUUGUGCAGGUGCUGAGACUAUCAAAUUUUUAAUUCCUGGCAAGAAAUAUAUAGCCAACACAGUUUUUCAUUCUGUCCUUGCUGGGUUAGUGUGUGGGCUUGGAACAUGGUAUCUGCUCCCAAAUAGAAUAACUUUGCUGUAUGGCAGUAUGGGAGGCACUGCUCUACUAUUUGUCUUUGGGUGGAUUACAUUAUGUAUAGGAGAAUAUUCAUUAAUUGUAAACACAGCUACAGAGACUGCAACUUUCCAGACACAGGAUGCUUAUGAAAUCACUCCUCUUAUGAGACCUCUUUAUAUUUUUUUCUUUGUUUCUGUGGAUCUUGCACACAGAUUUAUGGUAGACAUACCAGCUCUAGAACAAACGAAUCAGAUUUUACACAUCUUGUUUAUAUUUUUACCCUUUCUGUGGGCACUUGGGACUCUGCCCCCGCCUGAUGCACUUGUCUUAUGGGCAAUGGAGCAGAUUUUAGAGUUUGGCCUUGGAGGCUCAUCUAUGUCAACCCACCUACGGUUAUUAAUAAUGUUCAUAAUUUCUGCUGGAACAGCUAUAACAUCAUAUUUCAUUCCCAGCACUGUUGGUGUGGUUCUUUUCAUGACUGGACUUGGUUUCUUACUGAGUCUUAACCUAAGUAACAUGGAUUUUGUCUUCAAACACAGUGUGACUAGACACAGAGCUGGAGCCAAAUCUAAAGCUUUACCCAGCGGUUCAGAAAAACAUUUUACAUGGAAGGAAUACCUUUUCUACAUCAUUAUAUUAGUAUUGGCUCUUUUAGAAACUGGUCUGAUUCAUCACUUUGCUGGCUUCUCCCAAAUUUCCAAAAGCAACUCCCAGGCUAUUGUUGGCUAUGGUUUGAUGAUAUUACUUAUAAUACUGUGGAUACUUAGAGAAAUUCAAAGCGUGUAUAUCUUGGGAAUUUUUCGAAACCCUUUCUAUCCAAAGGAUGUGCAAACUGUGUCUGUCUUCUUAGAGAAGCAAAAAAUGCUCAUGAAGAUUGGUAUUUCCAGACGGAUUUUGCUGACUCUAGUGUCACCUUUUGCUAUGAUAGCAUUUCUUUCAUUGGACAGUUCCUUACAAGGGCUCCACUCUGUGUCUAUCUCUAUUGGAUUCACAAGAGCUUUUAGAAUGGUAUGGCAACAUACAGAAAAUGCUUUAUUGGAAACAGUCAUUGUAUCAGCAUUACACAUCAUUUCCAGUACAGACUUAUGGUGGAAUAGAAGCCUAGAUACAGGAAUCAGACUCUUAUUGGUUGGUAUCAUGCGUGAUCGUUUGAUUCAGUUCAUCUCUAAAUUGCAAUUUGCUGUGACUGUACUUUUGGCAUCAUGGACAGAGAAAAAACGUCGAAAAACUACCACUGUUUUAUGUAUUCUCAACACCAUCUUGUCUCCCUUCGUGUUGGUCUUCAUAGUUUUUUCUACACUACUCUCUUCUCCCUUACUUCCUCUCUUCACCCUUCCUGUGUUCUUCGUGGGGUUUCCCCGACCUAUUCAGAGUUGGCCAGGAACAGUGGGCACCGCAGCCUGCAUGUGUGCAGAUACAGUGUACUACUACCAAAUGGUUCCCAGAUUGACUAUUGCACUACAGACUGCAAUGGCAGCUGGAAGUUUAGGUCUCCUCUUACCUGGAUCUCAUUACUUGGGCCGUUUUCAGGAUCGUUUAAUAUGGAUAAUGAUUCUAGAACAUGGCUAUACUUACUGCUGUAUUAACAUCAAG
Molecule: messenger RNA, 2070 nt
Organism: Carlito syrichta (Philippine tarsier)
Lineage: Eukaryota; Metazoa; Chordata; Mammalia; Primates; Tarsiidae
Product: pecanex-like protein 4
Exons: 7
Source: RefSeq, a predicted model, not a curated record